This is a messenger RNA of Rodentolepis nana, 702 nucleotides long. The record is from the annotation of a GenBank genome assembly. Lineage: Eukaryota; Metazoa; Platyhelminthes; Cestoda; Cyclophyllidea; Hymenolepididae.
AUGGAAUUGUCAAAUUUAUCAGUCGGGUUAAAUGCAGACUGUAAUGCUUCCGGUUCAUGUACAUGGUCUUUUGGUGAUGUUCAUGUUAUUGCGUCUGUUUAUGGGCCAAAAGAGGCAAAUAUGGCAAACGAAUUGACUCAUCGUGCUUACAUUGAUGUAACUGUCUCACCCGUUUCUGGCUUUCAUACACCUUAUGAGAGCGAAAUGGAACUUCAUAUAACUCAAUUGCUCGAAAGGCUUAUUGAAGUGAAAAAUUUUCCUCGAAAUCAGUUUAAUAUUCGUAUUCAAAUAGUUUCUGGCAUAUCCGGUCAUCCUGCUACUAUGGCAGCUUGUAUCAACGCGGUUUCAUUGUCUCUUAUGCAAACAGCAAUUCCUCUCACUGCGUCGGUAGUUGCUGUGUGCAGCUCGGAAGUAGACCCCAAGUUUCGUCCUGUGACUAUUUCAGUCGAUAUAGCAAAUCCCUCAAUCAGUGAGCCAACUCGUACUAAACGCGCUAGAAGUAAUGGGGAUGGCGAAAGUACGCCGGCAAUUUUUUCUGUUUAUUCUGGUCGAUUGAAUUCUCCCGUUUUCAAUGAAAAUGGGUCCUUAUCUUCUCAGCUUCUUUCCAUGACUAAUAACCUUGAUCCUCAAGGACUACUCUGUUCUAGAGCCCGGGAUCUUUUUGAAGUCAUGGCCGCCCAACUGACCACAAAUUUAUCCUAA